Lactuca virosa is the source of this 2439-nucleotide messenger RNA. The record is from the annotation of a GenBank genome assembly. Lineage: Eukaryota; Viridiplantae; Streptophyta; Magnoliopsida; Asterales; Asteraceae.
AUGCAACGAAUCACAAGUUUCACGAGGUUUCUGCGAGGUGGUUUGGUGGAGUUGGAGAGAGUCUUCGUGGUUUCCGUCUUCAAAUUUGGUGAGGAUGAAGAGAGAUUUCCGGUGAUGAACGAAGGUACUUUUCAGUCAUUUUCGUCGGGGGUUCUCACCGAUUCCGGUGUUUUAUCGGGGUACGAUCGGGAUCAGAUAGCAAGCUCUCUUCCUCCUUCAAUCGAUGUGGAUGAAGAUGUAUGUAGUGUGUUCUCUUCUCUCAAUAUCUCCCCCACCACUCACCUCCACAGCUCGAAGCUCCUCCCCGAGAAUCUCCACUGCGAAUUUCGCGGUUUUGGAUCUCUGAUCGGCAUCGGCGAGGGUUCCGUUCACCCUUUUCGGAGCGAUAGUGGUUUAAGAGGUGUAAACACCGUUAAUAGUAAUCGGCUACAGUUGCUCCUCCUGAUGCUGCAGAUCUGUUACAUGCCAGUGGAAAUGGAGAACGAAGGCGUUCAGUGGUGGCUACGAAUUGCCAGCAGUGGUGGGUGGUGGGAAUCACAGAGUGCAGCUGGCGGUGAUGAUUGGGUCAAGGGCGAUGAAAUCACAAGAUUAUUAUUUCUACAAAAACACAUCGGAAAUGCAUAUGGGCAUUACCUGCUCUAUUGGUGUCUGAUGAUGAAGACGAUUGCUGUUGCCCCUUCCAAAUUCAGCAAGUGUCUUCAUUUCCGCUGUGCAUUUUACUUGAGUCGUCCUGAUUCUCCCAGAAAUCUUGAAGGAUGUUCAAAAAAGUAUAGUUCCCAUUCAGGCGACCUAGCUGUAGCUGAUGCACUGUCGGUGUUUGAUAAAAUGCUUCAAAGACGACCUCUUCCCUCAAUUGAAAACUUUACCAGAUUAAUGUCCACUGUCGUCAAAUUCAAGCGAUAUUCUACUGCUAUGUCUAUGAUACAUCGAUUAGGCCUGUUAGGUCUCAACCCUUUGGUGAAGCCUGAUAUAUAUACGUUCCACAUCGCAAUAAACUGUUUUUGCCAUUCAAAUCGAGUGCGUUUCGGGUUUUCGGUUUUAGGGAAUGUUAUGAAGCUGGGUUACGAACCAAACUGCCCAAUUUUCAAUACGUUGAUCCGGGGUCUAUGCAAUGAUGGUAAACUCUAUCAAGCAGUCAGCUUUUUUGACCAAAUCGUAAAGAAUGGGUUUGAACCUAAUGUGGUUACUUAUAACACGUUAAUUAAUGGGCUUUGUAAACUGGGAAACACUUCUUCUGCCAUGAUCUUGCUCAAGAAGAUGGAAAGAUCUAGGGUUUGUAAGCCUGACAUUGUUGCAUACAGUACAGUCAUAGAUAGUCUUUGCAAGGAUGAACAGGUAAACGAUGCAUUAAAACUCUUCUAUAAGAUGAUUGAAAGAGGAAUAACACCCAAUGUCAUAACUUACAACUGUUUGAUUCAAGGCGUGUGUAACUCUGAAUUAUGGGACAAAGCCAAAAGACUUUUAGAGGACAUGUUUGCUCAAAAUAUCCGACGCGAUGUACAAACAUUUAACAUCUUAGUUGAUGCACUAUGUAAAGAAGGGAAAGCAACAGAAGCACACAAUCUGUUUGCAUCCAUUAUUAAAGAAGGUGAAUCACCUGAUACUGUAACUUACAAUUCAUUAAUGGAUGUGUAUUGUUUGGUUGACAGGGUAGACGAUGCAAGAAAUUUAGUAGAUCACAUGAUGAUACAUAAUUGUGCACCUUGUGUUAUAAGUUAUAAUACUUUAAUUAAUGGGUACUGUAAAAGUAAAAGACUUGAUGAAGCAUUGAGUCUCUUUAAGGAAAUGUCAAGAAAUGGGAUUGAUCCUAAUGUUGUAACAUAUAGUACUCUUAUAAGUGGUUUGUGUCAUGAUGGGAGACUCAAGGAUGCAAUGAUACUUUUUGAUGAGAUGAAAACUUGUGGUUUGAAAGCGAAUAUUGUUACUUAUAGCACAUUGGUGGAUUCUUUGUGUAAACAUAAGAGAGUAAAAGAGGCAUUAGAGAUGUUUGCAAAGAUUGAUGAUGUUGGGUUGAUGCCUAAUAUAGUCACUUGUAAUUGCCUAAUAGAUGGUUUGUGUAAAGAUGGGAAACUUGAUGCUGCAAAUAAAUUGUUUUCAGAACUUUCUGCUAGAGGGUUGAAACCUAAUGUUAGGACAUAUAAUAUUAUGAUGAAUGGGCUUUGUAAAAGGGGUAAACUUGAUGAAGCAGAUGAGUUACUUAUAAAGAUGAUUGAUAGUGGUUGUUUUCCAGAUGGUUUUACGUAUAAUAUAAUAGUUCAGGGAUUUAUAAUGCACAAAGAAAUGGUGAAGGCGAUUUCAAUGCUUGAAAGAAUGCGUGAUUGUGGUUUUGCAGCAAAUGUGUAUACAUCGACUUUGAUGGUUGAAUUGUUGACUACACAUAGGCUAGAAUUAGAUGAUUCAUGUAAGAAAGCUCUUGAGAUUUUCUUCAAAAAAAAUUGA